AUGCAACUCCCUCUCAUCCUCACCACCUUCUUCGUCGCCCUCGCAGUAGCAUCGCCGGGAACCACCUCUCUCAAGCGCUCAUUCAUAGAACGAGACGGCAUCCAAAUCGCCUGCAUCGAGUGUCCGUGCGAUGGGUUCUCGGGUGUCUGCUAUUGCGUCGAGGAUGGGUGCUGUGUGCCGCAUUGCAAGGGUGACCAGGGAUGA
Molecule: messenger RNA, 204 nt
Organism: Dothidotthia symphoricarpi CBS 119687
Lineage: Eukaryota; Fungi; Ascomycota; Dothideomycetes; Pleosporales; Dothidotthiaceae
Exons: 3
Coding region: 1-204 (67 amino acids)
Source: RefSeq, a predicted model, not a curated record